Molecule: messenger RNA, 489 nt
Organism: Rhizophagus irregularis DAOM 181602=DAOM 197198
Lineage: Eukaryota; Fungi; Glomeromycota; Glomeromycetes; Glomerales; Glomeraceae
Biological process (GO): lysosome localization
Cellular component (GO): BORC complex
Source: RefSeq, a predicted model, not a curated record
AAAUCUUUCCACUAAUAAAACUUCACUAAUAUCAACAAAUUCAUUAGAACUUGAUGAUGAUAAUUUAAAUUCGUUUUAUAUUGGAACAAAAACUGAUCCACCAAUAAAUAAAAAUAUGAUCGAUGAAUUAGAAAUACAAGCUCAAGGUAUUUCUAAUGAAUUAGAAACUAUGUUACGUAAUUUACAAUCUCAAAUGUUCGAGGCGUCGGUUCUAACCACCGCUUCUUUCGAUGUUUAUAAACAAACCAUUGAAAAUCAUUGUAUUGUUAUUAAUGAUGCUACAGAAAAAUCCAAAGAAUUGAUUCAAUUAUGUUCAAGAAUUGAUAAGGGAUUUUCUCAUAUACAAACAUUAGCAAGUAAAAUCAAAAGUAUUAGACAUCAAGUUGAUGCUCUUCAUACUGCUCUUGGAAAAUAAUUGUAAAAAAAAACAAUUUAUAGAUACUAAAUAAUUAGUGAACAUUAUUAGAUAAUUAAAUAAUCACGCUUAAA